ACUUUUAAGUGUUAGCGAAAGCAUUCAGCCAUAGAAAUUCUAAGCUCUAAACUUUGAGUGAAUUAAACCAAGUCAAAAUUUAAUACGGAAAUCAUCUAGAGUGUAGCGAUUUUGUGAAAGUUUUAUUUACUUACUUAAUUAAAAGCAAAUAGAAUUUACUAAAAAAACACACCAAAAAAAUAUACUGAAAAUGCUUAUAAAAAAGGCUAUAUUUCUGUUGGCAUUACUGUGUGUUAAUAUAUCCUUUGGCCACACGACACAACGUCCGAGCCGCGCCAGCGCAGGUGCUGAAGAUGAUUCGAAUCCUUUGUUAGAUAUGGCCUCUAUGUUUAUACAGGAAGCGCUAAAUAAUCAAAAUAGUAAUAGUGGAAAUGGUGGCAGUGGUGGAGCUGGUGCUGGACUUGCAGGAGUCGCUUCACUGAUCGGUAGUUUUAUGCAGUCAAAUGGUGGCGGUGGUAAUGGUCAAGGAAAGGCAGCUACUGGUGCUAUGCAAAUUCUAUCCGGUAUUGGAAGUUUACUAGCAAGUGCAGGCAAUAAUAAUGCACGUAAUGGCGGUGGCGGUGGUUUUGAUCCGUCUAUUAUUAGUAAUGUUAUAGAAAUGUUUACAAACAGUGAUGAUGGAGAUGAUGCAACACAUAAUGGUAACAUAAAUCAAAAGCGUGAAUCAAAUGGUUCACCUGGUAUUGGUUUGGAUUCCAUACUCCAAAUUGCUUCAGUAUUUAUGAACUCCAAUAAUGCACAGCAACAUCAUACACAAAAGCGUUCUGUGAAUAGCGGCAGUGCUAGUAAUCAAGUUGAACCGGAAGAGAAUGGUUUGAUGAGUUUGUUGCCACUUGUUAUGCAAGCCGUUAGUUCUUUCGCUGGUCCUGAAGGACAACACACACAAGAGAAGCAUAAAGAUCAUGCUUGGGUUUUGCCACCGUUCUUAGAACACAUUCACGUUUUGUGGGAUCAUUUUUCAAAUUCAGAAUUAGCAGACGCAUUAUAUGAGAAAUCCGGCAUUAAUAAAAUACUUAAGGGUUUCAAAGGUCGUGAUGGCAAAGUCGAUUACGACAAAUUGUUCGAAUCUCUAAACAACCAAUCAUUCCGCAGACGUUGGAUUAAGUCUGCCACUUUGUAUUUGGCAGAUUGGGCUAGCUACCUGGCAAAUCCCGAGGUUUACCUGAAAUACUUCCAAACUGCACAACUGAUGUUCAAUGGCUUCCUGAAGAGUCAAGGUUAUCCGAAGAAUACCUAUUUCGAUACGAGCCGCGCUAGUGAAACAAUAUCGAACCUUUUCGAUUAUGUGGCUAAGCAGCAUUUGAAUGUGAAGAUCGAUUCACGGCAGUACGUGAAACCGGCCGUUGGUUAUGCCAAAGAACUCUUGAAAUUGGGUCAAGCACGCGGUCUGUUGCAGUUCAAUGCGACCGAGCUGAGUGAUAAAUUGACCGAUACGUUAAAUUUGGAGGUUAUCGAACCAGUUCUGAAAGUGCAUCGUGCCUAUAGAUUCAUCUCUAAGACGCCACAAUGUGAUCGCUAUGUUUUGUGCCAAUUGAAUUCAGUUGAACAGAAUCCACCAACAAAUUUACAAUCGCGUGGUCUCAUUUCUGGUGUUAGUCCAAAAAUAGUUAAGAUUGGUAGCAUGGGUGCAGCUUUCUUCAUUAGCACUGAAACUGGCACACCAUUCUGGACACUGUUCGGUGUCAUUAAUGCACCAUACAAUUGUGAGACCGCAUAUCCUGUGGACUGCAGCGGUUUUCACGAGGGUGAGGCAAAAGUUACUACAGAAUACAUACACAAUGAACUGUGAAGACUAAGUGAUGGGGGUAUCUAACUUUCUAAUAUAAACUAAAUUUACUGUGGUA
Molecule: messenger RNA, 1844 nt
Organism: Teleopsis dalmanni
Lineage: Eukaryota; Metazoa; Arthropoda; Insecta; Diptera; Diopsidae
Exons: 5
Coding region: 191-1789 (532 amino acids)
Source: RefSeq, a predicted model, not a curated record